Messenger RNA from Gloeophyllum trabeum ATCC 11539, 1617 nucleotides. Its product is annotated as amino acid transporter. Gene Ontology annotation, biological process: transmembrane transport. NCBI's taxonomy places the organism in Eukaryota, Fungi, Basidiomycota, Agaricomycetes, Gloeophyllales, Gloeophyllaceae. The coding region runs from base 1 to 1617 and encodes 538 amino acids. The record is from RefSeq and is a predicted model, not a curated record. Gene Ontology annotation, molecular function: transmembrane transporter activity. Gene Ontology annotation, cellular component: membrane. The transcript has 11 exons.
AUGAGCUCUCUUGCGGACCAGGACAAAUACCAGGAGGAAAAGUCUACUGGAUCGGCAGAGGUGCAAGUCAAAGGUGUGGACAAACAUGACAACGACAACAAGCUUUUAGCCAGACUAGGAUACAGAAGUGAAUUCCGCCGGGAAUUCUCACUCCUGGAAAGCGUCGCGUUUGCCUAUGCCAUCAUGGGUCCCGUGGCCGGCGCGUCUUCCACUUUAGCCUUCGGACUCUCGUCUGGCGGUCAUGUCGGAAUGGUAUGGGGAUGGCUUGUCCCCUGCUGCUUCGUCCUAACGAUCGCAGCCUCCAUGGCCGAGCUCACUUCGUCUAUGCCAACGAGCGCCGGCCUAUACUACUUCGCGGCAAAAAUGGCAUCUCCGAAAUAUUCAGCCUUAGCAAGUUGGAUAACAGGGUGGUCUAAUAUAAUCGGACAAAUAACCCUUGUCUGCUCCAUCGACUUUACCGCGGCGCAGUUCAUCUCUGUCGCCCUCUUCGUAGGGUCCGAUGGAAGCAUAAACCUAAGCACCGGUGCCCAAUAUGGUAUUCUAUGGGCGCUUGUACUCUUGCAUGGCGUAAUCUCCUCCUUCGGGACGCGGAUCCUCGCGCGGCUCAACGUUUUCUACGCCGUUCUGAACUGUGAUACGUUUGACGCCCACGAAGUGGGCACCUCGAUCACUGUGAUAAGCGUCUUGUGUAAAUACGCGCGGCACGACGGGGUGUCGGCCAAGGUCGCGUUUACGCAGUAUGAGAACAACACCGGCUGGAGCAGCAAUGGAUGGGCGUUCUGCCUUUCUUUCCUGUCGUGCAUGUGGACACUCACAGAUGAUUCCGCGGCGCAUGUCUCCGAAGAAACCGCCAACGCCUCCCGCAGUGCACCCCGCGCCAUCUUCAUGGCAGUUCUCAUGACCAUGAUCAACGGCUGGCUCAUCCUCAUCUCCGCCUCCUUCGCCAUCACGUCCGUCCCCGACCUGCUAGCCUCGCCAUUGCCGCUGCCCAUGGCGCAACUACUGCUUACCGUGAUGGGCAAGCACGGUAUGCUAGCUGUGUGGAGCUUAAUUUUCCUCGUCCUCUUCAUGGCAGGUGCCUCGCAAUGCGUCGACGCCUCCCGCGUCGUCUACGCGUUCGCGCGCGACAACGCGCUCCCGGGCUCGCGCUACUGGCGCCGCGUGAACACGCACAGCCAGACUCCCGUCAACGCCGCGUGGUUCGUCGUCAUAUGCGCGGGCAUCUGCGGGCUCGUCGGGUUUUCCGACGCUGCGCUGUCGUCGCUGGCCGGGGCAUCGACGAUCGGGCUGUACAUAUCGUAUGCCGCGCCUAUAUUCUGCCGGAUAACCUCCGGGCGGCGCAGGCUCAAGCCCGGUCCCUUCUCGCUGGGCGCCCUCGCGGUCCCCGUGGGCGCGGUUGCGGUCGCGUGGGUCGCGUUCAUCACGGUUGUGCUGAUGUUCCCGAGUUCCAGCGUCCCGAACGCAGAGAAUAUGAAUUAUGCGGUCGUAAUUAUCGUGGGGAUCUUGGGCCUUGCUGGGGCGUGGUGGGUGGGUGGUGCAAGGAGAUGGUUCAAAGGGCCUGUGCCGAAUAUUGAGGGGGUCGACGCUGAAUAUAAGGAGUAUACUCCGGACGCGUAA